UACAAGUGUGUACAAAGUACAUACUGUAUACCUUUGUGAAAUGAUUAAUUAAAAACAUUACUUUCUCUCUUUCUCGGUUUUCCCCUCUGAAGAAGACGGCAAUGACAUCAGAGACUGCAGCACGCAGUCGGAGAGUCUGCGUGUGGACGCCCCUGGCUCCUCCCACAUGUCAAGUCACAGCGGGGAGCUGCGCAUCCUGAGCGUUUACGGACAAGGGGAGGGCCCACUGGCGGUGGAUGGCCAUGACACCCUCUUUGUCGCGUCAGAACUGGAGGUCUUGAGCUCGCUGUCCACAGGCCACAGCGUGGCCAAGAGCCUGAACUGCAGCGUGCGGCUCGUCCGCCUUGAGGAGCUGACUGGGCAUCGGGGCGGCCGCAAGGACCGGCCCGGUGUCUUGUGUGGAAAGGUUAUUCCCAACAAUGCCAAUAUGAUCGUCCACAUGAUGCCUCACUCUGAGGAGAAGCCCUACAAGUGUGACCAAUGCCCAAAGCGUUUCAGUCAUAGCUCCGCCCUGAAUAUCCACAUGAGGACUCACUCCGGGGUGAAGUCCUACAAGUGUGACCAAUGCACGAAGAGCUUCAGUCAGAAAAGCUACCUGAAGAUCCACAUGAGAACUCACUCCGGCGAGAAGCCCUACAAGUGUGACCAAUGCAUGAAGUGCUUCAGUCAUAGCUCCACCCUGAAUUUCCACAUGUCGACGCACACCGGCGAGAAGACCUACAGGUGUGACCACUGCCCGAAGUGCUUCAGUCAUGCCAGUCUCCUGAAGUUCCACAUGUCGCGUCACUCUGCGGAGAAGCCCUACAGGUGUGACCAAUGCCCGAAGCGCUACCUACGGAAAUGCGACCUGAAGAUCCACCUGAGGACUCACUCCGGUGAGAAGCCCUACAAGUGUGACCAAUGCAUGAAGUGCUUCAUUCAGAAAGGCCCCCUGAAGAGCCACAUGAGUACUCACUCCGGUGAGAAGCCCUACAAGUGUGACCAAUGCACGAAGUGCUUCAGUCUGAAAGCCCUCCUGAAGAUCCACAUGAGUACUCACUCCGGUGAGAAGCCCUACAAGUGUGACCAAUGCACGAAGUGCUUCAGUCAGAAAUCUACCCUGAACAACCACAUGAGGAUUCACUCCGGGGAGAAGCCCUACAAGUGUGACCAAUGUACGAAGCACUUCAGAGCGACAAGCCACCUGAAGCGCCACAUGAUGACUCACUCUAGGGAGCAGCCCUACAGGUGUGACCAGUGCAUGAAACUCUUCCAACGGAAAUGCGACCUGAAGAUCCACCUGAGGACUCACUCCGUUAAGAAGCCCUACAAGUGUGACCAUUGCAUGAAGUUCUUCAGUCAGAGAGGCAAGAUGAAUAUCCACAUGAGGAGUCACUCCGAGGAAUAUCCCUACAGGUGUGACCAAUGCCCGAAGCGCUUCACUGAAGGUCGCUUCCUGAAGUACCACAUGUGGACUCACACCGGCGAUAAGCCCUGCGUGUGUCUGGAGUGCAACGCCAGCUACAGCGACCCAAGCAGUUUGCGUUUGCACUUGCUCAAAGCACACUUUGACACGAGGUAACGGGACGCUUUGAUUGAGACCUCUGUCUGGUAUUGGUUUAAAUUACUGCUUUUAGUUUUUCUUUCAUCACGAUUAAACGCUUUCUACUUUUGA
Molecule: messenger RNA, 1654 nt
Organism: Gadus morhua (Atlantic cod)
Lineage: Eukaryota; Metazoa; Chordata; Actinopteri; Gadiformes; Gadidae
Product: zinc finger protein 431
Exons: 1
Coding region: 167-1561 (464 amino acids)
Biological process (GO): regulation of transcription by RNA polymerase II
Cellular component (GO): nucleoplasm
Molecular function (GO): RNA polymerase II cis-regulatory region sequence-specific DNA binding; DNA-binding transcription repressor activity, RNA polymerase II-specific
Source: RefSeq, a predicted model, not a curated record